CUCACCUUUCACCGCCGGACGCCGCCGAGGUCGCACGCGUGAGGUCUGUCCACCGCAACCGACAUGCGCUACGUUGCCUCUUAUCUGCUGGCCGCCCUCGGGGGCAACUCCAAUCCCAGCGCCAAAGACAUCAAGAAAAUACUAGACAGCGUGGGCAUCGAGGCGGACGAUGAACGACUCAACAAGGUCAUCAGUGAGCUGAAUGGAAAGAAUAUUGAGGAUGUCAUCGCUCAGGGUGUUGGCAAGCUGGCCAGUGUGCCUGCUGGUGGGGCUGUGGCUGUUUCUGCUGCCCCUGGCUCUGCAGCUCCUGCUGCUGGUUCUGCCCCCGCUGCAGCAGAGGAGAAGAAAGAUGAGAAGAAAGAGGAGUCUGAGGAGUCGGAUGAGGACAUGGGAUUUGGCCUGUUUGAUUAAGUUCCCCUGCCAAUAAAGCCUUUUUAUGUAUUUUGAGUGGCAAAAAAAAUAAAAUAAAAUAAAAUAAAAUAAAAUAAAA
Molecule: messenger RNA, 490 nt
Organism: Rattus norvegicus (Norway rat)
Lineage: Eukaryota; Metazoa; Chordata; Mammalia; Rodentia; Muridae
Source: RefSeq, a predicted model, not a curated record